Molecule: messenger RNA, 1135 nt
Organism: Telopea speciosissima
Lineage: Eukaryota; Viridiplantae; Streptophyta; Magnoliopsida; Proteales; Proteaceae
Product: GATA transcription factor 12-like
Exons: 2
Coding region: 125-1135 (336 amino acids)
Biological process (GO): positive regulation of DNA-templated transcription
Cellular component (GO): nucleus
Molecular function (GO): zinc ion binding; sequence-specific DNA binding
Source: RefSeq, a predicted model, not a curated record
UCACCUUCAAACACAAAUAAACCCUACUCUUUCUCUCCUCUCCUCUCCUCUCCUUCUCUCUCUCUCUCUCUCACUAACUUCUUCUCUUCCAUAACUUCUCGUGGUUGUGACUCAACAGAUACCAAUGGAAGCACCAGAAUUCAUCUACAGCGGUUACUGUCGUGCAGGGAAUUCCCAAUUCACAACAGAAAUACGUCAUAACGACCCUAAAUCUGGUGAUCACUUCACCAUUGAUGACCUUCUCGACUUCUCAAACGAAGAUGCUAUCCUCAACGACGGAACUUUCGAUUCCGUCGCCGGAAAUUCAACCGAUUCUUCAACUGUCACCGCCGUCGACAGUUGCAACUCUUCUUUCUCAGGUGGUGACCUACAUUUCUCCGGUAACCUUGGUUGUCGCAACUUUACCGACGCUCAGUUCUCCGGUGACCUCUGCGUUCCGUACGACGACUUAGCUGAGCUGGAAUGGCUAUCAAAUUUCGUGGAAGAGUCAUUCUCCAGCGAGGAUUUGCAGAAACUGCAACUGAUAUCAGGGAUGAAAGCACGAACCAACGAGGAAUCCGAAACACACGAAUUCCACCAACCAGAAACCAACAUGAACAACAACAACAACAACAACAAUGAGAACCCGAUAUUUCGGCCAGAGCUGUCCGUUCCGGGAAAAGCGAGAAGCAAGCGGUCACGCGGUGCUCCAAUUAACUGGUCAUCACGGUUGCUCGUCUUAACCCCAACAACUUCGUCUUCAGAAUCGGACAUUGCAUCGAGUUCGGGCAAGAAAACAACGAAGAAGAAAGAGAGCUUAGAAAAUGCAGGGGAGGGGAGGAAAUGCCUGCAUUGCGCAACGGACAAGACACCUCAGUGGCGGACAGGGCCUAUGGGUCCGAAGACACUGUGUAACGCUUGUGGAGUUCGGUACAAAUCAGGGCGGCUAGUGCCAGAGUACCGACCUGCUGCUAGCCCAACUUUUGUACUCACCAAGCACUCAAACUCACACCGAAAGGUGAUUGAGCUUCGACGUCAGAAAGAGAUGCAGCAACAGCAACAGUUCCUGCAUCCAAAUACGGUCUUUGACAUGUCGAGCAGUGAUGAGUAUUUGAUCCAUCAUCAUACAGGACCCGAUUUCAGGCAGCUAAUCUGA